GGACAAAGGAGGAAGGCGUGAAGGGACAAACAGCACAGCUUGGGCAUCAAACUGCAGGGAAAGUGGACCUGAAUGCUCAUGUGGGGUUUUCUCGGGCUUGGGAGGCUUAAGAGGGCAAGGCUCGCUCAGGAAACUGCAACCUCAAUUGCUCAGAAAGCAACAGCAGCACAAUCAUCACACUCCUAUCGUCGCUGGUUUGGCGCGAGCAUCGCGAGGAUGGCUCCAGUCCGGGACCCCAACACGCUGUCCAACUAUGACGCUUGGCGAACUAAGCACACCACAGCCAACUUCAAGGUCGACUUUGAUGCCAAGAGUCUGCGUGGUUCCAUCGUCCUCGAGCUCGAAUCUCAGACGGAUAAGGCCAGCAACGAGAUCAUCCUCGACUCCAGCUACGUCGACGUCUCCUCGAUCAAGCUCAACUCGGCGCCCUCGAAGUGGGAGAUCAAGGACCGCACCGGGCCCAACGGCUCGCCCGUCCAUAUCUCUGUGCCCAGCGGCGCCAGCAAAGGAGAGAUAGUCAAACUUGAGAUUGACCUGGCCACCACCGAGAAGUGCACUGCGCUCCAGUGGUUGACACCGGCUCAAACCAGCAACAAGAAGGCCCCGUUCAUGUUCAGUCAAUGCCAAGCUAUUCACGCGCGCUCGAUCUUCCCCUGCCAGGACACUCCCGACGUCAAGAGCACAUAUAACUUCAACAUCCAGAGCCCUCAUGUUGUUGUUGCCAGCGGUGUCCCCCUGCUGGACGCACCGGAGGAGGCCGGUCAAGAGAAGGUCUACAGGUUCCAGCAGAAGGUCCCAAUCCCGUCCUAUCUCUUCGCCUUGGCUUCCGGAGACAUCGCGAGCGCCCCUAUUGGGAAGCGUUCUUCUGUUGCCACGGGCCCCAACGAAUUGAAGGCUUCGCAAUGGGAGCUCCAGGACGACAUGGACAAGUUUAUGGAUGCCGCCGAGAAGAUUGUAUUUCCCUACCAGUGGGGAGAGUACAACGUUUUGAUCCUGCCCCCGAGCUUCCCGUACGGAGGCAUGGAGAAUCCCAUCUUCACAUUUGCGACGCCCACCAUCAUCAGCGGUGACCGGCAAAAUAUUGAUGUCAUUGCUCACGAGCUUGCCCACAGCUGGAGUGGGAACCUGGUCACGAGCUGCAGCUGGGAGCAUUUCUGGCUGAAUGAGGGAUGGACCAUGUAUCUCGAGCGUCGUAUCCUCGCCUCCAUCCACAAGAACGAUGCUUACUUUGACUUCUCGGCCAUCAUUGGGUGGAAGCAUCUCGAGGAGGCGAUCAACGAGUAUGGCGAGGAUCACGAGUACACCAAGCUGUGCAUCAGCCACAAGGGCAUCGACCCCGAUGACGCCUUUAGCACCGUGCCAUAUGAAAAGGGCUUCCAUUUCAUUUACUACCUCGACCGCCUUGUCGGGCGGGAGAACUUUGACAACUUCGUCCCCCACUACUUCAGCAAGUGGGCGAACAAGUCCCUGGACUCUUAUGAGUUCAAGGACACCUUCCUCGAGUUCUUUGGUGCUCCUGAGUAUUCCAGUCUGAAAAGCAAGCUCUCCGAGAUUGACUGGGAAGGUCGCUUCUUCAACCCUGGGCUUCCCCCGAAGCCCGAGUUCGACACGUCGCUUGUCGAUGUGUGCUUCCAGCUGGCGGACAAGUGGAAGCAAAAGGACUUCUCGGCCAGCCCGUCGGAUAUCAGCUCUUGGACCGGCAAUCAAGUCCUCGUGUUCCUGAAUGUGGUUCAGAACUUCGAGGUGCCUCUCACGCCGGAGCAGUCCCAAAAACUGGGCAGGGCCUAUGGGCUCACUGAAACCAAGAAUGUCGAGCUCAAGUCGGCCUACUACCAGAUUGCCAUGAAGGCCAAGGACACCAGCUCGUAUGCGGGUGUCGCUGAGCUUCUCGGGGAAGUUGGCCGCAUGAAGUUUGUGCGGACGCUUUUCCGCAGCCUCAACACCGUGGACCGCGACCUUGCCGUCAAGACUUUCAAGAAGAAUCGCGAUUUCUACCACCCCAUUUGCCGCGGCCUGGUCGAGAAGGACCUCGGACUCGUUGCGCUUGAGUCGGCUUGAGAUCGGGCACAGUCUUCGAGUCUGGCAAAGGAGGAUGACUGUUGGAUGGGACGGUUAACCGGUAUAUGACGAUUGGGGAGGACACUUGCAACUUGGACAGAAUUGUGCUGUACAGUGCUUGCUUACGAUUCAAGCGAGCUGGAAUGUGGUCGGCGAAUUUGCAUGUCUUGAACUUACUGAUAGUAAAGUUGAAUGGGUAGGAUGACUUCACAAGCGAACUCUUUAAGCGGCGGUUCCAACUGCGCAGCCACCAAGAAGAGCAAUCUUUCGUUGCUAA
Molecule: messenger RNA, 2335 nt
Organism: Parathielavia appendiculata
Lineage: Eukaryota; Fungi; Ascomycota; Sordariomycetes; Sordariales; Chaetomiaceae
Product: leukotriene A-4 hydrol
Exons: 5
Coding region: 73-2058 (661 amino acids)
Biological process (GO): proteolysis
Cellular component (GO): cytosol
Molecular function (GO): zinc ion binding; aminopeptidase activity; metallopeptidase activity
Source: RefSeq, a predicted model, not a curated record